CUGACGUCAACUUCAGCUGGUUAUUUCACUCUCUCUGCGCUCAGAGCCUGAAAGGAUCCCGGCAGCAGCCCGCACACAGAAGCAGCGCAAAAUGGGUAAAAUCUACCAAGUCGUGGUGCAUGGUAUAAGGGGGGAGAAGAUGGUGAUCGACCUGUGUAACACAGAGGAGCAGAUGCAGAGCAUGACAGUGAAACAGCUGAAGGAGAAGAUAGCAGAAAGGCUUCCCGGGAACGCAGGAGUCAGUCUGGAGAAUGUGCGGCUGAUCUUUGCAGACAGGAUGCUAGACGAUGACUGCUCACCAUUGUCUGAAUAUGGGAUCCAGCAGCAGUCCAGCAUCCACAUGGUGAUAAAAGUUCCUGGAGGACUUGAAGCUUGAUGUGGACAGAGAGAGACCAGCAUCAUCUUCAUCUCCUGGUGCUCUGCCUCCUCCUCAUACUGCUGCUGCUUUUAUUCCAUGCGUUUGUUUACAGAUGUCUAGAUUUUACUGUACAGGCUUUUUUAUUGUAAAAAAUGUAUGUUGCUUGUCCAAUCAGUGGCAACUGAGCGACCUUCCUCCACCUCCUCAUCCUCAGCCAGCAGACUCCUCCACAUCAUAUUAUUUGUUCUUUGUUGUCCUUUAAUAAACUUACCUACUUUAAUUUUAUGUAGUUCAGUUUACCUUUGUUCGUGUUACUUCCACAAAUCAGGUUGUAACAUUCCUCCUAAAAUGUUUGUUGUUAAAUAAAAA
This is a messenger RNA of Scomber scombrus (Atlantic mackerel), 727 nucleotides long. RefSeq lists its product as uncharacterized. Gene Ontology annotation, molecular function: protein binding. The record is from RefSeq and is a predicted model, not a curated record. Lineage: Eukaryota; Metazoa; Chordata; Actinopteri; Scombriformes; Scombridae. Bases 92 to 376 code for a protein of 94 amino acids. The transcript has 2 exons.